AUGGCGCGUCCUGCUUCUUCUGUCUACUCGCGGCCUUCUCCUUUUGCUGUUGAUGCUGCUACUUCUACUUCUACUGGUAAUAAUGAUAAUGAUGGUACUUUGGCUGCUGCUCCGAGUGACUCGACAGUGACCUCGAUAGGAGGCCUUCUCAGGACAGCAGAAGACGACACAGACAGGACACUCGUACACAAGAUAGACAUAGACAGGAUAAAGAAGAGGAAGAAGCCAGAGAAGAGGACAGACGUGCUUAACGCGGUGAUACUCUUCCUGGCGCUGGUGCUGGCCGUCCUGCUGGUCCUAAGCUGCGUCAUCUCCCUCGGAGGCUUCAACAGGGCAUCUCUUGCUUCUCCUGCUUCCACCGGUGUAACGCCUUCGUCGGGCAUCAAGAUCUCGCCUGGCAUGCCGGACGAGCCAACGGUCACUGCAUCCACAGCCACGUCGACAGGGACAGCUACAGCUACAGGUACCUCGACAGGAGGAAAAGAAGACCUGUCUGCCCUGGUGCCCUUUCUCACUUUUGCCGGAGGGAAGACCACCGCUACCACUAGCUAA
Messenger RNA from Nannizzia gypsea CBS 118893, 552 nucleotides. RefSeq lists its product as hypothetical. Bases 1 to 552 code for a protein of 183 amino acids. NCBI's taxonomy places the organism in Eukaryota, Fungi, Ascomycota, Eurotiomycetes, Onygenales, Arthrodermataceae. The record is from RefSeq and is a predicted model, not a curated record. The transcript has a single exon.